Molecule: messenger RNA, 744 nt
Organism: Peronospora farinosa
Lineage: Eukaryota; Oomycota; Peronosporomycetes; Peronosporales; Peronosporaceae
Source: the annotation of a GenBank genome assembly
AUGACCGCUAAGAAUCCACGUAUUAUCGCUCUUUUUGAUGUGGAUGGUACACUUACUAUUGCUCGUAAGACUGCGACAUCUGAGAUGAUCACACGACUACAAAAACUACGCAAAAACAUUACAAUUGGCGUCGUAGGUGGCUCAGAUCUCGUGAAGCAAAAAGAACAACUGGGUGAAGAUGUGAUUAAUAACUUUGACUACAGCUUUUCGGAGAAUGGUCUGGUGGCUUAUCACAAUGGAAAACUCGAGGGGGAGACGACCCUCAAGAGUCAGUUCACGAACUUACAGAUCAACCGUUUGGUCAACUUUUGCCUGCACUAUAUUGCAGACCUGGACAUUCCCGUGAAGCGUGGGACGUUUGUGGAAUUCCGCAUGGGAAUGAUCAAUGUGUCGCCCAUUGGCCGCAAUUGCUCACAGGAGGAGCGUGAUGAGUUUGAAAAGUACGAUCACAUCCACAAGAUCCGUGAAACCUUUGUGGAAAGGCUUCGGGACGAAUUUCUCGACUACAACCUGACCUUUUCCAUUGGUGGACAGAUAUCCUUCGACGUGUUUCCGAAAGGUUGGGAUAAGACCUUUUGUCUCCGUUAUCUAGAUGCAAAGGACUAUGACGAGAUUCACUUCUUUGGCGACAAGACUAACAAGGGUGGCAAUGAUUACGAGAUCUACACGAGCGAGCGCACCAUUGGCCACUCCGUUAAGAACCCCGAAGAGACUAUCCAGAUCCUGGACCAGCUCUUUCCUUAG